AUGGGCUCCCUCCUCCUGUUCGUCGCUAUCUGCCUCCUCUCCGGCGCCAUCGCCGCCGCCUCGCCGCCACAGACGCGCACGCACGUCGACAGCCUGCCGGGGCUCAGCGGCGCCCUCCCUUCCCGCCUCGAGACCGGGUACGUGACCGUCGACGAGGAGAGCGGCGCAGAGCUCUUCUACUACUUCGUCGAGUCGGAGGGCGACCCCGGCGCCGACCCGCUCCUCUUCUGGAUCCCCGGCGGCGACCGCUGCUCCGUGCUCAGCGGCUUCUUCUUCGAGAUCGGCCCAGUGAAGCUGGUCAUCGAGCCCUACAACGGCAGCCUGCCACGGCUCCGGUACCACCCCUACUCGUGGACCAAGGUCGCCAGCAUCCUCUUCGUCGACUCGCCGGUGGGCGCCGGCUUCUCCUUCUCCCGGGACCCCGGCGGCUACGACGUCGGCGACGUGUCCUCGUCGCUCCAGCUCGUGAAGUUUCUCUCCAAGUGGUUCGGCGAUCAUCCAGAGUACCUCGCGAAUCCGUUCUACGUCGGUGGAUGUUCCAGCGCCGGAAAGAUCGUCCCGUUUGUCGCGCAGAAGAUCUCGGAAGAUAUUGAAGCUGCCGUUAGACCAUCCCUUAAUCUGAAGGGCUGUCUAGUAGGUAAUCCAGUUACAGGCGAAAGGAUUGACUACGAAUCAGGGGUGCCAUAUUGUCAUGGAGUUGGGAUAAUUUCGGAUCAAUUAUACGAGACCAUAAUGGAGCACUGCAAAGGGGAGGACUACGAGAACCCGAAGAAUCUGAUUUGCAAACAAGCAUUGGCUAGGUUUGAGGAGCUAAAGGAUGAAGUUUCAGCUCCCCACAUUUUGUACAGGAGGUGCAAUUAUCUGUCUCCCAAUCCAAACAUUCACACCAUUGACAGAAAGAUACUGACAGAGGAGUUUGCAGUACUAAAUCAUCCACCAGCGCGCCCUUCAAUACAUUGCCGUAACUAUGCCAGCUACUUAUUGUAUUUUUGGGCCAACAAUAACACCACCCGAGAAUCUCUUGGAAUUAAGAAGGGAAGCGUGAAUGAAUGGGUUAGGUGCCAUGACAAUGAUCUACCAUACACCAGAGACGUCAAGAGCGCCAUGAAGUAUCAUCGCAAUGUUACAUCAAAAGGUUAUCGCGCUUUAGUGUAUAGCGGUGACCACGAUUCUGUGAUCCCAUUUCUUGGCACACAAGCCUGGGUGAGAUCAUUAAACUAUCCAAUUUUGGAUGACUGGAGAGCUUGGCAUGUGGAUGGCCAGUCUGCAGGAUUCACCAUAGCGUAUGGAAACAAUUUGACAUUCGCUACUGUUAAGGGAGGUGGACAUACUGCACCAGAGUACCAGCCCGAGCGAUGCUUCGCCAUGUUUAGGCGUUGGAUUUCCGGCAACCCCCUUUGA
Molecule: messenger RNA, 1401 nt
Organism: Oryza brachyantha (malo sina)
Lineage: Eukaryota; Viridiplantae; Streptophyta; Magnoliopsida; Poales; Poaceae
Product: serine carboxypeptidase-like 7
Exons: 13
Coding region: 1-1401 (466 amino acids)
Biological process (GO): secondary metabolic process; proteolysis
Molecular function (GO): serine-type carboxypeptidase activity; acyltransferase activity, transferring groups other than amino-acyl groups
Source: RefSeq, a predicted model, not a curated record